AUGGUCAAGAACACCCUGCAGCUGUGCCUCCUCUGGGAGCCUCUGUCUUCUUUGGUCGAUAGACUGGGUGCAUUUGCCUCGACGGCGCUGCUACUGGUCAUCUCAUGGAGCCUCUCGGUCAUAUUUUGGCCAACCGAGAGACCAAACGCCCCGGUGGCAGGCUAUCGGUCGAUGUUUGAGCCUUCCUUCUUGUUGAAGGCCAGAUUCAUCAGGAAUGCCAACAAGAUUAUCGGAGAUGCGUACAAGACAAUGAGGGACAGGCCGUUUGUGGUCCGUCGGUAUGAUCUCGACUUCGUGGUCCUACCGGUGAAGUACCUCGAGGAGAUCCGCUUGAUCUCGUACAAGAAGCUCAGCAGUCGCGGAGCUCAGGUUGGGAACUUGGUCCCUGACUGGAACGGCUUGGACGGCGUUGUAAACUCAAACCUCCAUGUCGAAGCUGUGAGGAGGCAUCUGAAUCCCGACCUGUACAAGUACGUCGACUACGGGUAUAACGAGCUGGCACAUGGAUGGGCUGAUGAGGUGCCUCGUACUGAUGACUGGAGCUUGACCAACAUCGAGGAAGUGAUGCGCAGGCUGAUGGCGCGCAUUACUGCCAAGAUCUUUAUGGGCGACACAGCCAGCCGAGACCCAAGCUGGAUCAACAUCUCUGUCGGCUUCUCGGUGGACCUGUUCGAGUCGUCCUUCGGCAUCAAGAUGUUCCCUCCCUGGACAUACCCUUUCAUUGUUUGGCUCAUCCCGGCAAGGUAUAGAGUGCGCCGCCAACUGGCAGCUACGCGGCAGAUGGUAGAUAAGCUCCUUCAGCGGCUCAACGAUGCCCAAGCGCGACGAAGGCAGGGCGAGACGAUAGACGAGGAAGACACGCUCCUGAACUGGAUGGUUGAGAACGGCAAGCCCUGGGAGAACACGGUGCCUCAGAUGGCCGCGCGCCUGUGCGUCUUGGCCAUGGCGAGCAUCCACACGACGGCCGCGACGCUGGCCAAUGUGGUGUACGAGCUGUGCGCGCAUCCGGAAUGGAUCCCCGUCCUGCAGGAAGAGAUCGACACCAUUGCCCAAGACCUCGGCAAGCCCGACGACAACCUCGCCUCGGAGGGCAGCACGUCCAAGCAGUGGUGCGAGCGGCUCGAGAAGCUCGACAGCUUCAUCAUGGAGAGCCAGCGCCACAACCCGGUCAUGAUCCUCAACCCGCAGCGGCUGGCCACCGAGCCCAUCAUGCUGUCGGGCGGCGUGUACAUACCCGCGGGCACGCGCCUGGCCUUUGCCAACCACGAGCACCACAUGGACCCGCGCACCCACCCGGACCCGGCCGUCUUCGACCCCCUGCGCAGCUACCGCAAGCGCCAUGCCGCCGCGGACCAGCGCCACCUUCACCUGGCCGACCAGACGCACCCCAGCGCGCUCAGCUUUGGCUACGGCAACCAGGCCUGUGCUGGGCGCCACUUUGCCGUGGCUGUGAUGAAGCUUAUCAUGGCGAGGAUGUUGUACGAGUUCGACUUCCGCUUCCCUGAGGGGCAGGGUAUGCCUGAGAAUAGAUAUGUGGAUGAGAAUGUGUAUAAGGAUCUGGGCGCGAGGGUAGAGAUGAAGAGGAGGGCAAGGGGGUAA
Canariomyces notabilis is the source of this 1599-nucleotide messenger RNA. RefSeq names its product cytochrome P450. Gene Ontology annotation, molecular function: iron ion binding; heme binding; monooxygenase activity. The transcript has 4 exons. Lineage: Eukaryota; Fungi; Ascomycota; Sordariomycetes; Sordariales; Chaetomiaceae. Bases 1 to 1599 code for a protein of 532 amino acids. The record is from RefSeq and is a predicted model, not a curated record.